AGCUCAUUUUACUAUUUACUAUCAAUUUCUUUCUUAUUUGUACACAUUUGGACCCGUACACACUGAUAUAGGCUCAUGUUCCUAUAUAGAUAGAGUACAUUAGUCUUUAUAUUUUAUUGUUGUACAUAACACAAAUAAGUAUAAUCAUGAAUUUAACACAUUUAACCCAGGAUUUUUUUAUGGGAUCACUAUAAGGCAUUUCAUACUUUGAACUCUUACCCCGUCAACAUAGUAGAGACAAACAGGCCAAAAUGACAUGUUCAUUUUAGGCUAUAUAAGGCAGUGAAUACAUUAUUAUCUAUUAUUAUUUAUAUAAUUUUUUAUCCAAACCCAUUGGUAAAUGAAAUUUUACUUCAUGACAGCUAUAGUUAUGUUUUUGUUAAAAUUAUUGAAUGUUUUGAUGUUUAAUUGUUUUUUCUUCAAUGCACCGGACUGCGGUUCAGCCCGUUGACCUGAAGUCUAAUUCUAUACCCUUCAAAAAAACUAUGAGGUAGGCCACUAUUCAUAAAUGUAUUUAUUGAUUUAUGUAAAAAAAAAAAAAAAAAUACUAUUAAAAAUAAUUUUAGGUUCAUAAGAACCACACGCACAUGGAAUACACCAUCAAAAGUGAAGAAAUGCUUGUUACCACCUGUGACCUCAACAUCAAAAGACUCAUCAUCACCAAUAGGUGCUGCUGAAGUUACAUUCCCCACUAUGGGUGGCAGUGCUAUUAGUGACCCUUUUUUCAGGUAGGCUAAGAGGUGCUCUCAGUUUCAGGUUGGGUUGCAGCAAAGCCUAAGGGAAGGAAUGUACGCUAAGUGAACAUCAGUAUCAGCUGACCAGUACCAGUGACAGAGCACACAGCUCCAUCGGGGACAAGCAAGCAUCAGGAGUCUUCACUUUUCUGCUGUGGGGAAACCGUCAGACACAUGUGAUGCAGUCUCUUGCCCAAGAAAUAAAAUCCUUCUCUAAAACUAAUCUGAGAAAACAAUGCACCAGGGUGACGACUCUGAGUGGAAGGCGGAUUAUUGAGACCUGGAAAGGCUCCUCUGUGCAUGUCGUUGAGGACACCGUUCAGACGGAGACAACAUUUGGUUAUGUGCAGGACACCAGCUGGGACCUUCAAGUUGGCGCUGUCAAACCACACUUAUUGCUGGGCUCUCAAGAUGCAGCACAUGACUUUGGGACAAUGAGGAAAUUCAAGGUCACGCAUAUAUUGAAUGUUGCUUACGGUGUCGAGAAUGCUUUUCCAGAUCUGUUUAUUUAUAAAACACUGAGCAUAUUGGAUCAGCCUGACACCGACAUUAUAUCAUAUCUUCAGGAGUGCACACAAUUCAUAGAACAAGCCAAGGCUGAGAGAGGAGUUGUGUUGGUUCACUGCAACUCUGGCGUUUCUCGCUGUGCCGCUGUGGUCAUUGGAUACCUCAUGUCCAGAGAGGGCCAGGCAUUCGAUGACGCACUUGCCCUUGUGAAGUCGGCGCGACCUGCCUCCUGUCCAAACCCAGGCUUCUUGGACCAACUGAAAAGUUAUAAACCACAAGCAAACACGCAUAUAAAUGGUCAUUGAAAAUUCUAUAUGUAUCUGUAGCUUGACAGUCUAUUCAUGAUGCACAAAUGAAAUUGCCAUGGAUAGCAUGAGUAAAGGCUGCAGUAUUGUAGUCGAACUGCUAAAAAAAAAGCGAUAUCUUACAUAAUUUAAACAGUGCACAACUACCAUUGUAAAUACUGGGUAAGGUCACUUGAUAAAAAUAGCUAUGUUACUGUUAUUCAUGGCAAGUGUUGGAACCAAACUUCCCAGUUUUGGUAUGCAUGUGCUUUAAUGGAUUAAUUUUUUCAUUUCCUUUUUUUCACACAGAUAUAAUUCUAAAGUAUUGUUAUGAAAUUACAAUCUUCAUAGUAUGGUCAAUGAUUCAGUCCACAAGAUAUUUUGAUAGUCUUAGCCUUGCAAUUAGCCAUUCUGUAAUUCCUUGGUCAAAGCAAUAGCAUAACAUUAGCUCAUUUUAAUCUUUUGCCUAUAAUCUUUCUCUAUUAACUCUAUCAACUUACUCCUAAAGUAUACAUUAGUCAAAGAGAAAUUUGAACAUGUUUUUUGGCUUGUCUAAUUUCAGUCAAAUACUGAUUCCAACUUAGAAGGCACGUUUGAUUUCAAGUUGAUUGUAUUCAUGAAUACAAUUAACUUGAAAUCAAACGUCUUAUCGAAUGUCUUAAUGACUGUAGGGCCUUUUAUUGUCUUUCAAUUGAUUUAUCUCACUGCUGUAUGGUUAAAAGAUGUAAUUUAUUAAUAAAAAAUGUAGCUCCACUGAUUUUUCAGAUAGAUGGGUUCAUAUCAAAUGGCUUUUUAAUGUUUUAUAUUUGCUUUAGUAUUUUUGAAGUUUUUAAAUAACUAACUUUGGAUAGAUAUGGGCUCAGUUACGUUGUUAUUGUUAUUUUUAAUCGCAUGUACCCAUUUUCUAACUGACACAAGGGUUUCACUCAUUUGGCUUGUUGCUCAUAAAACAUUUGAACUUUGCAACAUGUUUGACUAUGUUUGUGAGUGAAAGGAACAAUACUGUAACUCCUGUAGCCCUAAGGAAUCUAUGAUGGAUGUUAGCUGUUGCUUUAGUCCAUUGUACAUCAUUGGAACCUACUCUGUUUCAUGCAUAUAGAUGUUAAAGAUACCCCCAUUUGCAGUACCUCUAUUUAUUUGGCUGUAUUCAUGUAUUACACAAUGUUAAACCAAUCCAGUCACUCGCAGCAUUGUUGUUUAUUAUGUUCUUAUGGCAAGUUAUUUCACAAAAAAAGCUUUGUGUGAACCCCCCACUCAUAAGCCUGUCUUGCACUGGAGCAGAGUAUUUUUUGUUUUGUUUUAUGCAUGUGUGUAGCCUAUGUAACACUUGUUCAGAAUAAAUUGACAGUUGAGUAUAUAAA
Messenger RNA from Clupea harengus (Atlantic herring), 2886 nucleotides. It is a transcript of the gene dusp19a, whose product is annotated as dual specificity phosphatase 19a. Gene Ontology annotation, molecular function: JUN kinase phosphatase activity. Lineage: Eukaryota; Metazoa; Chordata; Actinopteri; Clupeiformes; Clupeidae. The record is from RefSeq and is a predicted model, not a curated record. The coding region runs from base 914 to 1546 and encodes 210 amino acids. Gene Ontology annotation, cellular component: cytoplasm. The transcript is spliced from 4 exons. Gene Ontology annotation, biological process: protein dephosphorylation; regulation of MAP kinase activity.